Linepithema humile (Argentine ant) is the source of this 1713-nucleotide messenger RNA. RefSeq names its product cytochrome P450 9e2-like. The record is from RefSeq and is a predicted model, not a curated record. Lineage: Eukaryota; Metazoa; Arthropoda; Insecta; Hymenoptera; Formicidae. Gene Ontology annotation, molecular function: heme binding; oxidoreductase activity, acting on paired donors, with incorporation or reduction of molecular oxygen; monooxygenase activity.
UGUAAAUAUAAAAAUUAUUUAAAUAAACAAUAGAUUGUGAGAAUUAUAUAUAUAUUUCGUCGACUGUGAUAAAAAGACGCAACAAACACAGAAACAUUUUUUUCAUACAUAAUUAAACCAGUUAUCAUUAUCGCAAUGGAAACUUCUACUUUGCUCUUAACUAUCCUCACGGCAGGUGUCUGCUUUUACUAUUUCAUUCUGAGCAAGUUAUCUCAUUUUGAGCGGCUGAAGAUUCCACACAUACGACCGAUUCCGUUGCUGGGCAAUAUGGUAUCUUACGUUUUUGGACACGCAUCCUUGAUGGAUAAUUUACGCAACAUAUACAAUCUGUUCCCUGACGCAAAGUACUUUGGAUUUUACGAAUUUAUGAGGCCUAUCUAUGUGAUCCGCGAUCCGGAUUUAAUCAAUACAAUUACUAUCAAAAACUUUGAUAAUUUUUGCGACCAUCUUAAUUUGACAAACGAAAAAAUUGAACCAAUAGCAAGCAAAAACCUGUUUGGUUUGCGUGGCGAUCAUUGGCGCGAAAUGCGAAAGCUCCUCAGUCCUAGCUUUACGUCCAGCAAAAUGAAAAUGAUGUUUGGAUUAAUGUGCCAGUGCGCUGAGAACUUCGCUAAUUUUCUAAUCACCGAAUCCGGGAGUACUGGCAAGACUUAUAAUAUGAAGGAUGUACUGAGCAAAUAUGCAAACGAUGUCAUUGCCACAUGCGCUUUUGGUAUUAGCGUGGACUCGUUCAAGCAUCCAAGGAACGAAUUCUUUCUGCUAGGCAAAACUCUAAACUUUGGCACAUGGAUGUCUUUUGUAUUUCUUAUGAAUAGAAGCUUUCCGAAAAUUUCACAGUUUAUCAAUCUAAGAAUGUUCGGUUUAAAAGUGGAAAAAUUCUUCAAGGAUAUUGUCAGUAGCACAGUAAAAACAAGGGACGAGCAGCGGAUUUUUCGACCAGAUAUGAUUCAACUAAUGAUGGAUACUAGAGACAAAAAUCAUGGCCCCACAUUCGACAUCGACGAGAUGACUGCACAAGCAUUCGUCUUUUUUCUGGGCGGAUUUGAUACCGUGUCGACGAUUAUGUCUUUUGCGGCACACGAGGUCGCUGUCAAUCCUGAUAUACAGAGCAAGUUGAGAGAGGAGAUCGACGAUGUCCUCAAGAUGACCAACGGCAAACCUACAUACGAGGCAAUCAAUAACAUGAAAUACUUGGACGCAGUUAUAAACGAAACUCUAAGAGUUUAUCCUCCAGGAUUUUUUCUCGAUAGAUUGUGCGUUAAAGAGUUCGAAUUACCGUCGGCGACGCCAGAUAGUGAACCGGUCAUACUUAAGCCUGGAGAUAGUAUCUGGGUUCCAGUUUUUGCUCUACAUCGUGAUUCUAAAUAUUUUUCACAGCCGGAAAAAUUCGAUCCAGACAGAUUCCUGAAUGACGAAGUAGAUAAUUCAGUUUACAUGCCAUUCGGUAUUGGGCCCAGAAUUUGCAUAGGUAACAGAUUCGCCCUAAUGGAAGCAAAAAUUAUGCUGUUUUAUCUUUUAUGGCAUUGCGAUGUUGAACCCGACAUUAAAACCACGAAUCCUAUGGUAUUGAAUAAGAAGUCGUUUGUCGUGAUGCCAGAAAAUGGGUUCUGGUUAAAAUUGCAGACGAGGAAAUCGGCGGUUACAUAAUGUUUAUCGAACGGACAUAAAAUUUAGAUAAACAUUCAUAAAAAUUUAUAAAACACAUUUAUAAAA